Messenger RNA from Procambarus clarkii (red swamp crayfish), 6825 nucleotides. It is a transcript of the gene Rab19, whose product is annotated as RAS oncogene family member Rab19. Gene Ontology annotation, biological process: cellular response to insulin stimulus. Gene Ontology annotation, molecular function: GTP binding; GTPase activity. Lineage: Eukaryota; Metazoa; Arthropoda; Malacostraca; Decapoda; Cambaridae. Gene Ontology annotation, cellular component: Golgi apparatus; recycling endosome; insulin-responsive compartment. The record is from RefSeq and is a predicted model, not a curated record.
UUGUGUUGUGAACGUAAGCUCUUGUUUUUGUCCCAAGUUGUGACUAUUUGUUGCUGGUUCAAGGGGAGAGCUGGUGAACCUCUUGAUUGUGCUGAUAGGUGCUCCUGGUCCACUGCUUGAUUGUACCGAUAUUGUAGAACUGAGCAACAAUCAGUUAAAGAGUCAGGAUGACUUCACCACAGCCUUUUGCAACGAAUAAUUCUGCUGACGACCAAUUUGACUUUCUUUUCAAAAUUGUUGUGAUUGGUGAUUGUGGGGUUGGAAAGACAUGUGUUGUUCAGAGAUUCAAGUCUGGCAUGUAUAUUGAGCGCCAUGGUAAUACGAUUGGCGUUGAUUUCUCCAUGAAGACACUAACUGUUGAUUCCAAAAAAGUGAAGCUUCAGAUUUGGGAUACUGCUGGGCAAGAACGUUUCCGCACCAUAACGCAGAGCUACUACCGAUCUGCUAAUGGUGUUAUUAUUGUUUAUGACAUCACUAAACGAUCAUCUUUCUUGGGUGUUCAGAGAUGGAUGGAUGAAGUACGUAGAUACACACACCCCCAAGCAGUAAUUGUUCUUAUUGGCAAUAAAUGUGAUAUGGAAACCUUGCGUGAAGUCGAGUUCGAUGAAGCCGAAGCACUGUGCGAGACUGUGCCAGAAAUAAUGACGGUGAUGGAGGUCUCAGCAAAGGACAACACCAAUGUGGACGACACGUUCUUCCAUCUGGCCUCAGAACUCAAGAACCGUCACGACUCUUUGCGUGACCUGAUUCGACCAGAUUUCAUCAAGCUUGGAAACACUGAAUCUCUGAGACGAUGGCCUCGUUGCACAUUGCCAUGCUCACAAUGACAGCAUCGGCAUAUUUACACGUGUAUGUUGUUCGGUCUUGAUCUGGAAUUUUAUGAUGGUUUGCAAUCGUUAAUUUGUUCUUAUAAUUAAACUUUAAGUAUUUUCAUUAUCUUUGGAGGAAUUUCAUGAAAAUCUUAUCUUCAUCGUUUGAAGAUAUUAGAAUCUCAGCAGCAGUAAAGUACAAGCCCAUAGUUAUUUUUGUUAUCCCUUGGACUGCUUAGCAUUUUAAAAGUACUGUACUGUACUGUACUAUGUUGUGGUGUGUCAUGGUAAUAAAAAAGGUCAGCAAAUUAAAUUGGAAACAAUUGCAUAUGCCAAAUUGUGCACAAGUUGCACAGUAAUCACAAGUAGCAAUUUGAACAGUUUAAGGUCAAUGUAGUUUCUUCCUAUGGUCAUUAUUUCUCUUAACUAGUUUAAUAACCACACUUUUUAGGAUUUUUAAAAGGUUUAUUUGUCUUUGUUUUAUGUUCUUAACUCUAAUUAAUCCAAUGUCCCGAUUUCUAGUUCUUCAUAUCUUAUGGUUAUAUAGAAUGUUGAGGAAUAGUACUCGGUAAUUUUACACAGCUGUGCCUUUUGAUUAGGCACUUUUUCUCUGUUCAUUUGUAAUCAUAUUAAUGCUUUCCAUACUUAAGGCUCACAAUAUUGGAAAACAUCAUAAUUAAGAUGCACUGAAUGACCUAAUUGGAUUGAGUGUGCCAGACCUUAAGUAGAAAAUCUGAUCAUUACAAUCUUUUAUAUUCCUUAAUUGAAUAUUUUGUGGUCUUGCUUCACUUGCCAGAUCUUGUCCAUAUGUACAUAACAAUAUUUUAUUGUGAUUCAAAGUUCAUGAAACUUUGUUGAAUGAAAUUGUUUGACAAUUUUUGUAGUGUUUUGAAUACUGACUAGGAAUUGCAGCUAAUUUUGUCACUUAUGGCAUUGUUAGAAAAUUCCUUUUGCCAAAUCAGUACGUCCAUAUUUGUUUUAAUACUGUCAUGUGAUUUGUGUUAGCAUUAUAGUAUGUGUAAUGAAGAUCUCUAAAUAGUACUUGUAACUACAGUAAAUGAUUGUCACUGGAGAUUUUUAGAAUUAAGUGGAUCAUGAAAUUUUAAAUGUAUUAAUUUUUUAAUUUUUACUGAAAUUAAAUCCAUAAAUACAAGCUAAAUCCAAAUACUGUACAUACAUACAUACUGCAUUUCCCAGAAGGGGUAGAAUGGCCUCAGUGCAGUUAAAAUGAUAAGUAUAAUAAUAUAAAAAAAAAGAUAGUUAUAGAUGUUUAAUUAGAAACAUCAAAUAUCAUCCAUCCAUUUGUUACAUCAUUUACAAUACAAAACAGUAAUGGCAUCACCAGUAAAUAAACACUACCACACCCAGGCAGCAACCUACUGCUCAUUUGGACCAGGUGUACAGUGCUUCUCGUGAAUCGAUGUAUACAAAUACAUUUACUUUGUUUCCCUACACGCUGCUUCUACUCAGCUGUACCUCUCACCAUAUCCUGUGUGAAUUUAACUUAUAUUAACAUGAGCACAACAGAUUUUGAAAGAGUGAUUUACAACGUGCCCAUGCACUCAGCCCAAGGUCCUGACUUCUGGAAUUCAAUACUGUAUUCAUAAGGAAAUGUAAAGUACCAGUAGCACGAGCACUCGUUGUAAUAUGGAGAGAGAACUUGGAUACAGGGAAGAUUCCAAAAACACUUAAUUAAGCAGAUAUAGCUCCACUACAUAAAGGAGGCAGUAAAGCUUUGGCAAAAACUAAAAAAAGUCAAACUAAUAUCAUACAUAAUAAAAGUUUAUCACUGAGUGAUUAGGAAGCAGAUCUCCAGUGUUGUGGUGAACAAUGAACUUCACAACCCAAGUGAACAUGGAUUUAGAACAGGAAGAUCCUGUCUUUUGCAAUUAUUCAACCACUAUGGCAAAAUUGUGGAGGCAUUAGAAGGAAAACAAAAUGCAGAUGUAUAUAUAGACCUUGCAAAGGCAUUCGAAAAGUGUAACAUGGAGGGUUAACCCAUAAAAUUAGAUCAGUAAGAAUAAUGGGUAAAGUAGGGCAUUGGAUUUAACAUUUUCUGUCAAACAGAAUGCAAAGAAUAACAGUCCGUAAGCCCAGUACAGUGAAAAGUUCUGUAUCCCUCGUGAUUAGUCCUUUAAUAAGGACUGUGCACGACCAGAUUACAUUAAGAAUAUGGUCGUGACACAAGAUUACUAAUUAAUUAAACUAGUUAAUUAUUGCAAUUAACAAUCUAUGUUAAUUAGAAAAAUCAGUGUUCCAAUCCAUAUUGGACCCGUUGGAGCUUACCAGGACCCAGGAUCAGAGUUGAGUGCUCUCUAUAAAGCAAGGGGAAACUUGAGGAUCGGAGAUCAGCCCAUAACCGAGAAAAACCUGCCAGAAAGCAUAAGCACAAUAAAACAAGGCAAAACAAGUAAAACAUAAACAACAAUAAAACAAAUUUGCUUGAAGUAAAUUAGAUACCUUCAUGUAAUAUGGCAAAUGAUCUCUACCACUGGGUAAACACCCUGUGUAUGCUUAUACUUUAUACACCUACACACAUACAUACACAUGUACACACCUGUGCACACACACAGUAUAUUCAUUUAUAUGUGCACAUAUAUAAAUAUGAACCCAUUCUCCUGAAUAGUACAUCGGAUUUUGAUGUUUAAUUUUCCUAGAACCAAAGACUGAAGUUCUGAAAAUGGUAGCAGCUUGCAAAAUUGAUGUAAUGUCCUGUUUUCUGUUUGUGGGCCCUCGGGUAGGUUAGGUUCGGGCAAUUUAAUACAACCGUUUGGUGACAUUGGGAAUGGUCGGGAGACCGCACUGAUAAAUAACACAUGCACACACUUUUUCACACACAUUCAUGUAUGUUAACAUUCCGUAAAUGAUAUUGUCAGUCACAAGUAAUAAAAAGAAAUAUUAUAUAUUUCUCUGUCCAACAAGAUAGUUAAUAUGAUUGGAACUUUUAUUGAUAAUUUUGUUAUACAUGUUAAUAAUUGAAAGUUUUUUUAUUAAUGUAACUUGUUGAAUCUUUGUUGAAAGUCUUCCAAGGUACUGUACAUGGAUCUCAGUGAUGAAACAUCCCAUUUGGCAAGUUUAUUAAGAUCUUCUUAAUGAUUUUAAAACCAGUAUGUUCAGUCUGGUAAUUAAAUUUUUUAGCUGGCUUGCUAUUUUUGAAUAUAAAAGUUUUGUAUUAGUUAAAUUCAGGUUCUCACUGGUUAAGAGAAUAUUAAUUUACCCUAAAAGUUUCAGUAGUUAUUCAAUAUAUCAUCUUCAAUUUUCUUUUCAUUUAUGUUCUUACUGGUUUUUAUAAAUACUGCAUGCCAAAGAAGAAAUAUAACAUAUAAGGCUGCUUUUGUAGUGCACUGCAAUUCCCAUUUGUUUGCAUUUAGAGUAUGCUGUACACAGCUGAAUCUCAUCUCUGUGAUGAAUAAAGCCUCCAUUAAUUUAAUGCUCUAAAUUUGUAAAUGUAUGCUAUUAUUUCCCUCAUGGACACUAUAUAAUUGAUGGCAUUUACUUAAUGAUUAGUCCUUUUUUAUAAUGGCUGAUUGCUGCACUGCAUAAAUUUUGAGGAACUACUUUAGUGAGUGUAUAUCAAGUGUAUUAAGUUAGGAACUUGUAAAUAUUGUUAUUAGACAUUUUAACUACAUGUGUCAUCAUGAACAUGUCAUCUAUGUUAACGCUCUUAGAACUGUUAAAGGUUAACUGUUGUCAGCCAGAAUUUAUAUUACGUACAAUACACUAGAAUUUAAUGUUUUAAAAAGGAAUUUUGAUAACCAGUGGGUUGAAUAUUUGUGUAUUACUGAAGAAAAAGGAUAUGUUGUGAUAAAGUUGUAUAUAAUAUAGAUAGAUAGGGCUUUUAGGAAACGUGACUAUUUAAUUGUCUUGUCCGAGUUCAGUGAUGUUGCUCGUAUAUUUUGUAAUUGUUUAAAUUGUAUUCCUACGUGUAAUGUUCUAAAGACAUUUUCAAUCAUUUUAUUAUCGUAUAUGUGUAAUGAACCAGGGAAAAUACAAUAAGAUAUUUUUGUAAAUAAGGUAUGAUAUUUUUGUCUAGAAAUAUUGCGUGGUUGCAUUUUUAUGGAUUCAAUUUAUAUAGCAGACUCGGCGUAGUUCUCUUUCCUUAGUUUUGAUGUUGUCUCACCAUGGCUGGAAAGCUUCAUUCCACAUACAGUAUUUGGAUUUGAUGGUAACUCUCAAAUUGCAUUGAGUGGAUUUUUUCCAGCAUUGCUAUUCAUAUCUCAUAAUAUUUACCUCACACAUCUAAUAAGAUUUAUACCACAUACGUGCAAGACUUGGAAUCUUGUACAUAUUCUUACCACUUCAAAUUCAAAAUAACUUGAUUCCUUAAUAUAUACAGUAUAAUGUAAUACCAUUUUUUUACAUAUAAGGCCUCUUAACACAGUCCUCACCAUUUCUGAGGCAAAAUAACUUAAUUCUGUCAUAUACAGUAUAAUAUAAUACUAUUUUUAUAUACUUUACCCAGUCCGUCCUUAUUUAUGUUUUAACUUUCUCUUUAUCAGUGCUAGCUGACUUACUUUUUCCAAAAAAUAGUUUCCCAGGCUUGAUGCCCUCAUUUGAUAAUUACUUAUUUUUUCCCCCAGAUUGUACACCUAAAAUCUACACAAUUCUCCAGCACUAACUAACUGAAAUAUGCAUUGUUUAUGUAUUUUUAAUUUCUGUCAUUGUUCAUUUUUUGUUAUUACUUUUGCUGACCUCCAGAAGGGCUUAACCCUUAAACCACACUCCAAUUGCGCUCCAGUAACUUGGUUAUGACUUCGUGUAAUCGCCGAGUUGUCUAUAACUCUUAAUACUGUAUCUCAACAUUUUUAGUCACAAAUACUAUGGCAUAUUCUGCAGUUACAUAAACCCAGAGUGAACAUAUAACAUAAUGUACUUGUACUUCUAUUUUUACACUUCAGAUUCGUGGUCUGAUAUUUUGUUGUUUUGAGAAACUGCUGUUACAAAAAUACUGUAUAUAGAAUUUAUGAAGGUAAAAUUAACUGUGAUAAUUAUUAUACAGUACUGUACCAGCAUCGAUUAUUUGAGAUUAUCCUUUCAGAUGAUGUUUUCUAUUUUAUAUGCAGAAAUUAACAGUUAUGCUACAGAUUGUAAUCAUAUGUUUGAAGAUGCAAUUCACAAAGAGAAUUUCAGUUGCAAGAAUAAUUGAAUAAACACAGUCUGCCCCUAUUAUGCAUGAAAGAUAUUUUUGCCAUACGAUAAUUCAUUCAAAUUUCAAAAUAAAUUUGUAUUGUAUUUACAUGAGAAAAAGAAUUAAAAACCUAAAAUUACCCUUUUAUUAGAACAUAAACAUUAAGGGAGCUACAGAAGGCCUAGUGGCUCAUCAAAGCUAUGCAGUACAGUAUGUCUAACCUACACUUGAAAUAAUCAACAGAACCAACAUCUAUUAUAUUACCCAGUAAUUUAUUCCAGAAAUCAGCUAUUUACUUUGGGUAAAUACACAGUCUCCAAAUGUGUAUUUACCCAAAUCUUUUCUAAAUCUAAACUUAUCAAAUUUUGUUAUUCCUCAUAAGUAAAAUUCCCAUCUUAAAAUUAUGGCUAAGUAUUCCUGCAGCUUCCAAGUGACAUACAUAUUGUGCUGUAAAGUAUAUGGCUGGGUUUUUCACUCACCAAUGAUGUAAAUACGAGCAUAAACAUUACCCUUUAUAUCUCCACCAUUACGUCCAAAACUCCUUUGACACAAAUAUGGAAGCAUGUCCCCAAGAUAGUGGGUAAGUUCGUUCCCGAUGUCUCGCCGGUCCUUCACCUCCAUGGUACUUUUGUGGCGGACCCGUUGCAGGUUGCGACUGAACUGGGUUCCCACUUCUGUUAGCUCUGGUUCUCAUCUUCCUCAAUCUUUCCUUCUCGUAAACCUGUUCUUGAAUCUCAUCCUUGAGAUUUCUGCACCCAUCUCAGACUUCCCUAUAAUGAUCCCUUCUCUCUGAACUUCAGUCUGCCCUGGCCCUCUGCGGUUCUACGGCGGCGGGCUCCGAUGGCAUUCAUUAUGAGAUGCUUCACCAUUUCCCUCUGUGCACGUCUC